CAGCGUAUGUACAUUUCAAUCAAGGGACGAAGCGCACGCACGAGUGGUCCUGGCAGGUUGGGGAGCAAAAAUCCGUAUGAGUGGAGUGAGUGCAUUGGCAGGCAGGGUGAGAUGCGUGGACAGACAGUCAAGCAGCGAUCCAUGCUGUGUGGGGCUUCUUGCGUGUCAGUCAGCGUGCCUGUCUGUCUGCCAUGCCGUGCGACCCUCCUCCAUACAAAACCAGGGGAUGCCGUGCCACUCGAUCGACUCAACGCCGAGCGGAUAAGCGUUCCCUCAUGCUGACGGAGGAAGAUCACACGCUGACAGACAGACUUCCGUACGACACACACAUGAGAACAGGACGGGCGCCCCUUCCCUUGACUUCAUCGCAGGCAAAACACCCUCAGGCAGAGAGACGGGGGCAGCAUGGAGAGCCAGGCAGACACAGACAGAUAGAGAGCUUAGCUUCCACCAAAAGGCUGAUAGAUAGAGUGAUUGAUGGCUAACAAAUAGGGCGGACAUACAGGUGGCGCCACAGACAGCACACGACACACGGCACAUACACUCCACUGGCCUGAAUGAGCAUAUGCGUGAAUAGUAUAUGACUCAUUCGCUGACUCCCUCAUCACUGUGUAUGUUGAUGUACACACACUGCUGAUAUUUCUCGGGAAGACACAUGCUCACCUGGCUUGCUGGCUGGCUGGAAAAAACCGUUCUCGGCAGGACAGGCAGGCAGGCAGGCAAAACAACAAACUCUUAUCCAUCCAUCCAUGCGCCAAAUCCGGCAAGAGGCCGCUGUCCGGUGCUGUCAUGACCACCUGGGUAUGUUUUGGCUGCCCCCGUCCCCCAUGCUGCCGCUGCCCUUGGGGAUCUCCGAGCUGUCGCCGCCGCCCUCCUCCUCCUUGAGGGCAUUCAUGAUGGCCGCCUUGGCUAACCGAUACGCACGCGCACGAUCCAACAGACGAUAAAUGUACCUGAUGAGAGGAAAACAAAGGCACGUAUGUAUGCAUUCACUGGUCAUUCAUCUAUCGGACUGUGGGUGUUAGCUCAUGGCUACCGGAGUCGUUCGGCUGUGUCAGUGGUCUGCAAGAGAUACUGCUUGUGCCGAACACUGCACACACAGAGAUCACACGAACACGGCAAAGAGGGGAGGGAUGGAUGCCGGUCUUGCUGCCAUGGCCAUGCGGUGAGUGCAGUGCAAAGUUCUGACCUGAGUCCGGUGAGCAGCUCGCUAAGAUCGAAUGAUGUGCGCACCAGAUGCUCCCACGUUCGCGGCUGGGGCAGCUGCUUCCGACGCUCCUCAGGACUGACCAAAUCAACACAUCACACAUACAUGUGCGACAGGGGCGUGGGGUGAGAGCAAAGAGAUCAUGUAAGUGUGCGCGUUACCGUAAGUUUUGAGUGUGGUUGAGGUUGAAUGUGUCUGUGUCGAUGUUGAUGAUGGACGACACGAUGUCCCACACGUCAUCCUCCAACGACACCAAGGCUGCACAACGACCAACACACGGACAACGUGCGUGUGUGUCAUGCCUGGCUCGUCUUGCUGGCGUUACUGUGAGUGUCGUUGGUUGGGUUGUCCUCGAUCGGCUCCACCAGACCGCUGCACCAGGACAGAUGCCGACACAUCGAAUGCACGAAUGCAGGUGUGGUGUGGGUGUUCUGUGCACAUGAUGUGUGUACCUCAUGUAGUCUUUGGAGUAUCGGUCGCUGUCCCUCAUAAUUUUGAGCAGCUUAAACCUCUGAAUACCCUGACCGCGGAUAUGAUACAAACUGACCACACGCACAAAGCACACAACACACAUACAUAAAUGACAUGGACAGAUUCACUUCUUGCCUACCUUCCAUCGGGCCUGAGUAGGUUAAAGUCCUCCACCCUGAUGAUGGUGCCUAUCCUGCUGUACCGCUGCGCCCUCGGCUCCUGCCCUGCCUGCCCCGGCGCCACCUUCUCAGGCAGCAGCAUCCCAAAACAAAAGUCACCCGGCUUCUGCAAAGCCUCCUCGUCUUCGUUCUCGCCAGUGCUGCUGUCGAAGGACGAGCCGCCCUCACUGCUGAACUGCUUGGCGCGAGCUGAUACAGGGAGGCAGGGAGGGAGGGAGGGAGGCAUAGGAAGACACUUGUGGACAUGGUUGAUUGCGUGGCCUUUCCGUCGUUUCUUGCGUACGUUGUCUGGUGAUGUCUUUGAGCAGCUUGAUGUACCUCGGCUCGAACAAAAGGAGAGUCUGAUUUUGGUACGGAAAGACGAUCGUCUCGAGAGGGAAGAGCGGCAGUUCGCGGGCCUUGCCAGUCGAGAAGACGUCAAAAGACAGCGUGGGGGGGUUCUCGGGGUCAUACCACUCAAUCUGCACAACAACCACACACCACCCGACACGGACACACGUAACCCUACCGCCAUGCCACCUCCCUCCCUCGCCUUGGCUGACCUGAGGAUUCUCCAGCUGGUCAGCCAGGCUCUCUUCUUUAGCAGGGCCUGCCUUGGCUCCCGCGGCGCCCGCAUCACCCUUGCCGUCUUGCCUGCCCUCGCCAGAUGCCUCGCCGCUCGGCUGCGCAUCUUCAUUGCCAGACCCUUGAUCUGACUCCGACUCAUUCUCCAAUCCGCCGGCGGCGCUGAGCACCAGCCUGCUGGGGCGUAGCCUCAGCCGAUGCCGCGCACCCCUCCGGCUGCUGCCCAGAUCCCUCAGCGUUGCGCCUGGCACAAAAAGUGUUUGACGGUGGGAAAAAGAGCCGCAGAACUCGAGCAGUUGAAACAGGGAUAGAACGGCGAGAGGCCACAUGCCCUCUGUUGCCGAACGCAUCACUUCCUC
Messenger RNA from Vitrella brassicaformis, 2780 nucleotides. The record is from the annotation of a GenBank genome assembly. NCBI's taxonomy places the organism in Eukaryota, Vitrellaceae.